AUGUUUGCGCUCUUGAGCGAUGCGCUCUUUCAGCAUGCUGGCAGUUGCCUGGAGCGCCCAGGGCGUCGGAAGGCACCGCCCGCACAAGAGGAACCCCAACAACUGACGUUCGCGCAGCGCUGUGCGGACUUUCUGGGCGCGAAGGAGGAGCCGGAGGCACUACAGCGGCUACUCGUGGCCCACGGUACGCAGGCUGUCUAUGCUACUGCCGCCGAAGCCUCCCUGGUGGUGCUGCCUUACAUCAACGGCCAAGUAGGUGGCGAUGUGCAGAGCUUUGCCCAGAUGUCUGCCGUAGCCUCGGCCGUGCAGUUCAUCGGGGGCUUGGCCUUCGGGAGGAUGACCGACCGGAAAGGCAGCUUCUGGGCAUUGAUGACCGCGCAUGGCGCAUCGCUAGGAAGCGCCUUCCUCGUAGCCAACGCCACCUCCAAGCAUCAGUUGAUGGCAGCGAUGCUUCCCCUGGCAAUGGCCCACGGGUUCCAGGCGUCCUCGCAGAUCGCCGUGACGAGCUCCACGCCGGAGACGCGCGCGGUCGCGAUGGGACGCAUCAGCAUGACUUACGGUGCUGGCUUCUUUGCCGGCACGCUGGUUACCUCCGCGGCCGCGCGGCGACUUUCCACGCGCCAGAUCGCCUGGGCCGCCGUUUUCCUGGAGGCUGGCGCAAUCGCAGUGGUGGCGAUGUUGUACCCGCCCGAUGAAGGAGCUGGCAGUCAGACCACCGACACAGCAGGGGAGCGCGACUUUCGGCAGCUGCUUCGCCGUCCCCAGGUAGUGCCCCUGCUGCUGUCAAAGCUGGCGAAUGCCACAUCAGGGGGGAUGCUUCUCUGCAUGAUCAACCAGUUCGCCAUGGAUCCGUUCAGCUUCUCCGCUUCUCAGACGAGCCUGCUGAUGGCCUAUGUCAGCGGGGUGCAGCUCCUGUCGCAGGGCUGCUUGGUGCCCUUGCUGGCCCGUUUGUCCCCCAAAAGCCUCCGCCUGGCCUCCUCAUCGGCCUUGGCGCUGCCGCUCGUGGGUCUAGCCGCCUUCGGCACCUCCCCAGCUGCCUACGUCUUCUGGCUCGGCCCGCUCACGUCGGCUGUGCAUGGUGGUGGAACGGCCAUGGGUAGUAUGCUCUCAUGCCUGGCGCCAGACAGCGAGUCAGGCGCCAUGGUGGCGCUGAGCAUGGCGCCUCUGAGCCUCGGCUUCCUCUUAUCGCCUCUACUGGCCAGCUGGGUCUACCAGCAUUUUGGCUUCCGAAUGGUUCCCGCCGUGGCCUGCGGCGGACUGCUCGCCAUGACAGCUCUGGUUGAGCUGUGCGCCGAAGCCGAGAUCCCGGAGGCUGAAGGCUGCGAGAGUGAGGCCACGGCCAGCUGA
This is a messenger RNA of Symbiodinium natans, 1347 nucleotides long. The record is from the annotation of a GenBank genome assembly. Lineage: Eukaryota; Dinophyceae; Suessiales; Symbiodiniaceae.